Molecule: messenger RNA, 717 nt
Organism: Huiozyma naganishii CBS 8797
Lineage: Eukaryota; Fungi; Ascomycota; Saccharomycetes; Saccharomycetales; Saccharomycetaceae
Gene: DID4
Product: ESCRT-III subunit protein DID4
Exons: 2
Coding region: 1-717 (238 amino acids)
Biological process (GO): protein transport; late endosome to vacuole transport; endosome transport via multivesicular body sorting pathway
Cellular component (GO): ESCRT III complex; multivesicular body
Source: RefSeq, a predicted model, not a curated record
AUGGGUAUGUUCGAGUGGGCGUUCGGUAAGAGCCUCACCCCUCAGGAACGGCUCAAGAAAAACCAAAGAGCUCUCGAUAGGACACAGAGGGAACUAGAGAGGGAGAAGAAGAAGUUGGAGGCACAGGAGGCGCGGCUCGUGAGAGAGAUCAAGAAGGCCGCUAAGGAGAAUCAAGUUGGUGCGGCACGGAUCAAGGCAAAGGAUCUUGUACGUACGAAGAACUACAUCCAGCGGUUUAGUAACAUGCAGACUCAAUUGCAGGCGAUCUCGUUGCGGAUCCAGGCCGUCAGGAGCACGGACCAGAUGGCUCGGUCCAUGCGUGACGCGUCAGGGCUGUUGGCAGGGAUGAACAGGUCUAUGAACUUACCACAGUUGCAACGGAUCUCCAUGGAGUUCGAGAAACAGAACGACCUUAUGGACCAAAGGCAGGAGUUUAUGGAUGAGGCCGUUGAUGGAGUCAUGGCCGAUGACGAGCUCGAUGAGGACGAGGAGGCCGAAGAGAUCGUCAAUAAAGUCCUUGACGAGAUCGGGGUGGACCUCAACGCACAGCUCAGCAACAGGGCCGGGCCAUUGGGGUCCCUCCAAGGUGUACAACAGCCGCUCGCUGAGGGUGGAGCAGACUCCCAACAACAGCAACAGCAGAUGCUCUCGGAGGCGGGGCCCACUAACCCAGACGACGAACUACAGGCCCGUCUGGAUUCAUUGAAGAAACAGUGA